GUUUGCUGAUUUGGCGGCGUAAAUGAGUCAAGGUCGAGGCUUCAAAGACCAGUAUGGAGUACCUGAGUUCAGAAUCGAGCGCAGUUUGUGACAAUCAAGCUACCAAUAACAUCAGAAAUUCCAAACCUAAAAGCGAUGCAUCUAAGAAAAAGAAAACAUCCAAAAAGUCACAUCACCAUUGCAGUCACAAACAAAAUAAUGAUUGCUGCAAAACUGCUUGUAAACCCGACGUUCUACGAAAUCUUUCAACCGUAAUUCAAAACUGGAAGUUGGGUGAUAAAGCUCCAUGCCACAAAACAGCAAAUAUUGAAAGCACUUUUAAAAACAUUGAGAAACGAAUCAUUCAUGGAAGUGUUGAGAAAGUUUCACCUGAUUGUCAGGCUCCUGGAGGUGGACUAGCUUACCCUAAAGAGACUAAGUUUAUUUUUCAUUAUCAAAUUCGUAAACUGGAUGAGGACCGUACCGUGAUUGAUGAUACCCGUAGGUAUGGAAAAACGAUGGAGGUGUACUCGGGAAAAGAAUUCCAACUGGAGUUUUGGGAACAAUGUUUAGGAACUAUGUUGCCUGGUGAAGUUUCAUCAUUUGUUGUACCACCUGAAAGGUUGGCUUCAUUUCCAGCUGUAAAUAAAAAACUGCGUGAUUACAUGUUAAAUAAAAAAGAUCAUUCUGCAAAACACUGUUGUGGAUUAAUGAGCUUACAAGAGCAAGGUGGUUUGGGCUACCCAGAUCUGGACGAGUUGAUGAUGAAACCUGAAGCACUUGAAUUUAUUUUUGAUUUAGUUAAAGUUGAAAUUCCAGGCACUGGUAGUCGUAAAGAAACAUGGAUAAUGACGCCUGAAGAGAAAUUGGAAACUGUACCAGUUUUACGUGAAGAAGGUAAUCAGUUGUAUAAUCGUGGGGAAUAUAAUAAGGCUGCUGCAUGUUAUAGUGAAGCGUUAGGCAUUUUAGAACAAUUAGUUUUACGAGAAAAACCAGGAGAACCUGAGUGGAUUGUAUUGGACAAGUUACAAAUACCACUAUUCGUUAAUCUUGCACAAUGUCAAUUUAAAGAAAAAGACUAUUAUGCUGUAAUAAAAAAUACUACUGAAGCCUUAUCACGAGAUCCUACAAAUGUAAAAGCACUUUAUCGCAGGUCUAAGGCGUAUAUAGAAACUUGGGACUUUGAUCUAGCUGCUGAGGAUCUACGUAAGCUAGCCAUUUGUCGUCCGGAAAUGAAGAACACAGUCGAAAAUGAACUAAACAUUAUCGAGGCUAAACGUGUCAAUGAAGAAAUCAAAGGAAGACAAAAACUAGCUGGGAAACUCUUCGCUUGUCCAAAAUCAGUCGCAGAAUCAAAUAUAUUAUAAUGUAUCAUAAUAAAUUCAGAAAUAUUCAUGUCAGUAUUAUAUGUACUUUGAGUAAGUAAUAUUUUGGUCUACUUGUAUGACUGAUUUAUAUCCGGAUAGUUGUCUUUUUUCGCUUAACUGUGUUAAGUCUUCAGAAUUAAUCGUCCUUAUUACCCAAGGUAUUCUAUUUUCUCUAGUUUACUUUCGUGGUUGAGUUUACAUAGCUGUAACCGAAUUUUUACUCCGUAAUUGAACAAUAUGAGAUACACAAUUGAGGAUUGGAGUUCAAUGAAACCUUGGGUGCGGAAGGACUCAAACAGAUGGGCUGUGAUAUGUGAGUCUGACAAGAUCUCACUCCUAACCAAGCAUUAAGCGCGUUUCCGGAGUCUAUCUUAGAUUUUUAUCUAGAUGUAAACCUAGGCGAAUUGGAGAGAAUCAGGAAGUAAAUUUAAGUUAUUUUGAAAAAACUAAUUAAUGAAAAAAUUCAUCGGUCACAAAAUAUCAGUUUUCUCAAACCUUUGCUCCAAUUAUCCUAAAAUCGUCAAUGCUAGUUUCAAACACGUUAUCAGUGGAUGCCUGAGUCAUAAAUAUUGCGCUCAACAGUGCUUGAUCCCACCACAUAUUUUUAUAAAAAAAAUCUGGUUCGUAGAGUUUCUUGAUUAUCGAAUGAACCACGCAUUUUUAUGCAGUUUUACUUAUAUGAAAUUUAACGUAAUAUUUGUGGUGCGAAAAAGAUUAAACUGCCACUUUCCUGGUACAAAACAGAUAAAUGUCUGUACUUUCUAGUUUUCUUCUAAACAGUGAUAAAAAACUUAUACUUCGAAACCUACGUUACUUGUCUAAUACUCCUAUAUUUUUCGUUUCCAUACAAUAGAUAUCUGAAAAUGGAUUCAAGGU
Molecule: messenger RNA, 2222 nt
Organism: Schistosoma curassoni
Lineage: Eukaryota; Metazoa; Platyhelminthes; Trematoda; Strigeidida; Schistosomatidae
Source: the annotation of a GenBank genome assembly